Mycena indigotica is the source of this 867-nucleotide messenger RNA. Its product is annotated as Cytochrome P450. Lineage: Eukaryota; Fungi; Basidiomycota; Agaricomycetes; Agaricales; Mycenaceae. Bases 1 to 867 code for a protein of 288 amino acids. The record is from RefSeq and is a predicted model, not a curated record. The transcript has 6 exons. Gene Ontology annotation, molecular function: oxidoreductase activity, acting on paired donors, with incorporation or reduction of molecular oxygen; monooxygenase activity; heme binding.
AUGGAUGCAGUCGUCGAUAGACUCAUGAACGGUGCGAUAUCUGGCAACGACAUGGAAAAUGAGCAACCUGGGUCUGCGUUGGCUACUUUACUUUCGACCAAGGAACUAUCCGACGAGCAGAUACGAGUUCAUGCCAAAUCACUCCUUCUAUUGGGGUUUGCAACAACUGCCAGCGGCAUCAAGGUUUGCGUCGGAUUGGAAAUGAUCCACUAUGUGGAGCUGAUACAGCCUCUGCAGUGGGCUUUGGUUGAACUCGCAAUGCGCCCCCAAGCUCAAGAUCGCCUCCGCAAGGAGCUCAUGACCUUCGCCACAACUGACCCGUCCUAUGAAGACCUGACAUCGCUUGCACUCCCAUACCUUGAUGCCGUCGUCCGCGAGGCUCUAAGACUCCAUCCAAUCCUUGGUGACUCCCCUCGUAUCGCCUUGGAAGACGAUAUACUCCCUCUUGCUUCACCCAUUCGAACGGCUUCCGGCGACCUGAUCGACAGUCUUCCUAUCCGAAAAGGCACAUCAGUCACUGUCUCAUUGUAUUACACCAACAAGGCAAAAUCAAUCUGGGGCAACGACGCCGCCGAGUUCAAGCCCGAACGAUGGUUGGAUGGCGGCCAUAUACCAGACACUGCGACGCAGUAUCCAGGCUUCCACCACACCAUGGUCUUUUCCGAUGGUCCUCGAGCGUGCUUGGGCAAGGGGUUUGCUCUGGCCGAGAUCAAGAUUGUGUUAUCGCUGCUCGUCCGCAAAUUCAUUUUUUCGCCUCGGGACGGGAAACAUACCCAAUAUGAGAAGGCAAUGUUUGGUCCCCAUCCAAAGGUCGCUGGUGAGCCUGGUGGUCGGUUACCUAUACGUGUCACACGAGUAGAGGCGUAG